ACAAUUUCGUUGAGUCGAUAGAUAAACGCGCACAUGGACUCAUUAAAUAGUUAACGUUAUUAAUUAUUCAGAACAAUCAGGAAAUUGUUAAGAGUGUUUCAAUUGACAUGAUCAAAAGCGAUAACUUGCAGCAGUGAACAUUAAUCAAGCUUGAGUUCAUAUAAAUCAUUUAUUUAUCUUUUUGUGCAUAAUGAAUGAUGAUGAUCAAUCAUUUAUUCAUAACAAUUGUUACCCAAGCGUGGUGCGGGGACCUGACGACGGCGUGAUCUCAGUGGAUGUCUCCAGAGACGCUCUAGUGGACUCCAUGACAGAUAUGUCUGAGACACCAAUACCACCUGAUAUUAUUGCGUCAGUAGACACACCAGGGGAACAUGAAGAGAAUGAAAAAUUGACUCUAGCAUAUGAGAGGCUUUAUGACAUACCAAAAACAAUUGUGGAACGGUUCUCCGACCACAUCAAGUACCUGGAUAUUAGUCACAAUAAGAUCACAAACCUAGAUGCGCUGGUUUACUUCAAGAGCCUCACAUCCCUGAUAGCAGAUGACAACCCUAUCACAGAGAACUGUUAUCUACCACCUCUGCCUAAAUUGGAACUCUUGUGGCUGAAUCGUUGUCAGAUCACAUCACUUUACCCAUGGGUGGGCAAACUGAAGGAGUCAUGUCCCAACUUACAGAUCCUCUCGUUAAUGGGUAACCCAGCAGCACCCAGUUACUUCAACGGAGGCACCUUCUAUGAGUACCUGCAGUACAGGCUCUUCGUCAUAUCCCAAUUCCCAUCCCUCCAUCAUUUAGACGACCGUCGUGUCACGGAAGACCAGAGACUGGAAGCCCAACGUCUAUACAAGAGACCUUUCUUCGAGCGCAUUGUCAAGCCUGCUGGACUGUCACAAAUAGUGAACUCUUCCGUCACUUGGAACACUUUCCAAAAUAAAAUCACUACGUUGCUGGGUAAGGAUAAACAGAAUAGGAAUUUGUUGAUUUAGGUAGAUUUUAGACCUUAGGUGUAUGGAGUAGAGUUGAGAUUUGAAUGACAUUGAUAUGAAUUUGUGCUGGAUGUUUAGGCUAUUUCUUCGUAGUAAAUAAGCCCAUUUUCAUCGAAAACAUAAACAUCAGUUUUGCUUAAAACAACUGUUUUCUUUGAGCAUUGACAGUGAACUUGGGUCUUAGUUGUAAGAGUUAUUUCAGCUGUUAAAAAAGUUACAAAGGUGCCUCUAUAUCUGCCGAAUGUAUUUUUUAGCUAAUUUCUACUAUUUACUGUUUGCAAUAAAACAUAAAGAAAUUACGACCUAACUAUGGCAAUAUGUUCAUAAAAUUGUGAUAAUUAUCUAGAAUUCUAGAAUAAUCGACCAAUGUUGUUAUAAUUAUAAGGAAUUUAAUUAAGCGACAUGACACGUGUUAUAAUUUUUAAUUAUAUUUUAUUAAACGUUUAACAAAUA
Helicoverpa zea (corn earworm) is the source of this 1435-nucleotide messenger RNA. Its product is annotated as leucine-rich melanocyte differentiation-associated protein-like. Gene Ontology annotation, molecular function: protein binding. The coding region runs from base 191 to 982 and encodes 263 amino acids. The transcript is spliced from 6 exons. Lineage: Eukaryota; Metazoa; Arthropoda; Insecta; Lepidoptera; Noctuidae. The record is from RefSeq and is a predicted model, not a curated record.